Molecule: messenger RNA, 798 nt
Organism: Cotesia congregata
Lineage: Eukaryota; Metazoa; Arthropoda; Insecta; Hymenoptera; Braconidae
Source: the annotation of a GenBank genome assembly
AUGGAAGAUAAAUUAUCAGACCUGCAAAUUGCUGCUUAUUUUGUUAUAAACAUAAAAAUUAUUUUUUUAAAAAUGCUGAUGCUAAUUUGUCUUAAAUUAAUUAUCAUCAACAUCGUCAUCGUCAUCAGAAAUAUACUUCUUCGUUAUUCUUUUACGCCUGCUACCCGAUCUGCUCUCACUUUUCCGACUUUUCAAUUUGAUCUUCAUCCUUACGCUAGAGUCACCGUCAGAUCCAUCAUCGCACUCGCCUGGAGACGAUCAGGCAAUUCCCGCCGAGAAGGUAAUGUCAUAAAAGGCUCACUAAGCAAUCUACCAUCAGUGCUGUCGCCCUACGUAAUUUCGAAUCAACAGACGGACCAGCACCACUACCACUACUACCACCUCGACGUUUUUUUGGAGUUGGUUCUUCAUCUUCUUCUCCUCUCUUGCGACGCUUUCGUGUUUUUUUCUUCUUCCUAUCGUCUUCCUCCUCGUCAUCAUACUCAACGCCAUCAUCGUCGAUGGCUUUCAACCACUCUUUUCCGAUUAAAUUAUUGUCUGUGUAGUCGAUUUCCUUACGCUGUCGAGAACCACGUCCAAGAUAUCGUUCAUCAUCUUCUUCAUAAGUCAAGCUCAGGUAACUCAAUUUCUUCCAGUAAUCGAGGUUUUCGAUUAGGACCUAAUUUAGCUUCUUCACGUCGUCUUUCAAGAUCUAGCUUUGCAAAGAUCUCAAUUUCACCUUCUGAUCUAGCGAUCAUGGGAUUAACUGUUUCAUCAUCAGCCACUUCGUUUUCUUCUUCGUCAUCAGCGUCAUCUUGA